Rana temporaria (common frog) is the source of this 2349-nucleotide messenger RNA. RefSeq names its product RAB guanine nucleotide exchange factor 1 (gene RABGEF1). NCBI's taxonomy places the organism in Eukaryota, Metazoa, Chordata, Amphibia, Anura, Ranidae. The record is from RefSeq and is a predicted model, not a curated record. Gene Ontology annotation, cellular component: cytosol; endocytic vesicle. The coding region runs from base 114 to 1721 and encodes 535 amino acids. The transcript has 10 exons. Gene Ontology annotation, biological process: vesicle-mediated transport. Gene Ontology annotation, molecular function: guanyl-nucleotide exchange factor activity; DNA binding; small GTPase binding.
GAACGCAGCGUCGUGUUACGUCAUCGCGCUGGACCUGGCCUGCGUGUCGCUCUGGGGUGAGAGCCAGGAGGGUCACAGGAACUCAAAUUACCUGGGACGAACAAAGCAGAAAGAUGAGCCUCAAAACGGAGAAAACGGAGCGAAGGGCCAUCCAUGUGGACCAGUCAGAACUCCUCUGCAAGAAAGGAUGCGGCUACUAUGGAAAUCCAGCAUGGCAAGGGUUUUGCUCAAAAUGCUGGAGGGAGGAGUAUCAGAAAGCGCGACAGAAACAAAUCCAAGAGGACUGGGAGCUUGCAGAACGCUUGCAGCGGGAAGAAGAGGAGGCUUAUGCCAGCAGCCAGGGAGCCCAGGGAGGUCAGCCUUCACUUGGUUUUGCCAAGUUUGAAGAAAAGAAAUCCAAUGAAAAGACACGAAAGGUUACAACAGUAAAAAAGUUCUUCACUGCCUCAUCCAAAAGUGGGCAGAAGAAAGACAUUGAAGAAAAGUCUGUUAAGCCGGCACAGGCAGGAGGGAGGGAGCGCAGUGCUGAUAUUCUCAGGGACUUGAAGGGUCUUUUUGUCCCUCCCUGGGAGCUGGCCUCCCCGGCUGAAGAUAUGAAAGAACCGAAAGCUCCUAGUCCUUCUCUCACUCGUCAGUGCAGCAUUGAGACCGAUCGCGUGUCUAAGGAAUUUAUUGAAUUUUUGAAGACCUAUCAUAAAGCGGGGCACGACGUGUAUAAGCAGUGCAAAGUCUUCCUGGAAGCCGUGCAGCACAAGAAGGAGUCAAAUAUUGAAGAAUUGUCAGAAUACACUCAAGACUUUUACCAGAACACAGCGGACAAACUACAGAUGUAUUGGAAAGUGCCGCCUAUUAAAGUGGAGGAAGCCAUGGACCAAAUUGAGAAGUUUAUCAUGACACGCUUAUACAAGCAUGUGUUCUGUCCAGAAACCACAGACGAUGAGAAGAAAGAUUUAGCUGUGCAAAAGAGAAUCAGGGCCUUACAUUGGGUCACUCUUGAGAUGCUGUGUGUUCCAGUCAAUGAAGAAAUUCCUGAAGUGUCAGAUAUGGUUGUAAAAGCUAUAACAGAUAUUAUAGAAAUGGAUUCAAAGCGGAUUCCACGGGACAAGCUUGCCUGCAUUACUGGAUGCAGUAAACAAAUCUUUAAUGCAAUUAGAACCACAAAGAAUGAACCUGCUUCUGCUGAUGACUUCCUCCCUACUCUAAUCUACAUUGUGCUAAAGGCGAACCCACCACGUCUACAGUCAAAUAUUCAGUAUAUCACUAGAUUCUGCAAUCCUAGUCGGCUGAUGACUGGGGAAGAUGGAUACUAUUUCACAAACCUGUGCUGUGCAAUAGCAUUUAUUGAGAAGCUGGAUGCCCAGUCAUUGAACCUAAGUGAAGAAGAGUUCAGCAGGUACAUGUCUGGCCAAGCUUCUCCAAAAAAGCAUGAUUCUGACAUCUGGGACACAGACACAUGUCCAGGAGUGAAACAGAUGCACAGGAACCUUGAUUUGCUCUCACAGCUGUCUGAGAGACAGGAGCGCAUUGUGACAGAGGCCAAGAAGUUGGAAAAGGAUCUGAUUGACUGGACAGAUGACGUAACUCGUGAAGUGCAGGACAUUGUGGAGAAGUACCCACUGAACAUACAAUCUAGCACUCAAGCCUUGGCAUCCAUUGAUUCCGAAAAUGUAGAGGACGACCGUCUUCCUCCUCCACUACAGCCACAGGUCUAUGCGGGAUAGUCUGUGUAUGCUGAACUCCAUUCUGUUACUCCUGUAAAUAGGUCAUCCCUUUGGGACAGCACUGAAUCAGUUUAUUAAGAACAUGGGAAGGGGGAUGAUUUAUAAAUCUAGUGUAUUUCCUUUCCUGAAGGUCCGAACAAUCCCUAGACUGCAAACUUAAUUUCAUUAUUUUCUUAAGGCAAAAAGCAAACUUGUUUGCAUUAUGUUUUCUUAAAAGAGAACUGUAGUUUUUAAAGAAACUUGAGCAGUGCAGCAGACAAUUUUUAGCGAAAACCUUUGUUGAGAAAAAAAAAUCCUACCUUUUUGUUGUUCUGAAGAAAUUUUGUGUGUUUGUCUGUGUCCAUGUGGAAAGUUAAUCUUAUGGGAGUGGUUUCUUAAUUACCAACCAGCUACUGCACCUGCUGGGCUCUAAUGAGGAAAAUUGCAGGGUCUGCACCCUUUUAGAUGUGAUUUCCUAUUGGGAGUAUCUCACCAAAAAAUUAAUUUUCUGUAGCAGGGGAUGCUCAAAAUCUAACUUGCAUCUUAGUUGCAGACUUGGUGCAGGAAAAUCAGCGAGCCAAUCACACAAGCAGGAAAUUAUGUUUCUGCAGGGAGUUCUGUACACAUUCUGUGUACAGAAUACCCCCAG